Messenger RNA from Thlaspi arvense, 1348 nucleotides. The record is from the annotation of a GenBank genome assembly. NCBI's taxonomy places the organism in Eukaryota, Viridiplantae, Streptophyta, Magnoliopsida, Brassicales, Brassicaceae.
UUUUCUUCACUUUUACUUGCUCUUCUCCACUUCUUUCACCUCGCUGAAACUAAAAAUUAAGAUCCGACCCUUAUAAAAGUGUCAAACGUAAAAUUCUUUCAUGCGAAUGUAUAUCUAGAUGGAGAUAAUGCCGACCCAAAAGGAUCGAAACUCACCAUUCUCGUCAUUAUUAAUAGUAGUAAAACUUCUCAAUCCGCUACUUCACCAUUUCUUAAGUCUCCUUUUUUAUUUCCUCAUCCUCUUCGUGGGUGCGAUAGUCGGAAUCGUUGUCCAUUCCUCUCUAGAAGCAUCACCUUCUGUUUAUUCUCCAACCAUCAAAAGUGCCUCACGUAUCUUUCUCGUUACCUCCCCUCCUCCUUCUCCUUCGCCUUUAUCUCAAAACAACGAGCUCGAAAUGCUUUUGAGGCCACCGAAGAACAUCAUGCACAAUAUGGAAGACAAUGAGCUUUUGUGGAGAGCUUCAAUGGAUCCCAAGAUCAAGAGUUACCCUUUCUCUCGUACCCCGAAGGUUGCUUUCAUGUUCUUGACAAGGGGACCUUUACCUUUGGCUCCUCUAUGGGAAAGGUUCUUUCGAGGGAAUGAUGGUCUUUUUACUAUUUACAUCCACACGAGUCCAUCUUACAACGAGUCAAUGCCGGAAGGUUCUGUGUUUCAUGGCCGACGCAUUCCAAGCAAGAGAGUGGACUGGGGAAACGCAAACAUGGUGGACGCAGAACGCAGGUUACUAGCAAACGCAUUACUAGACAUCAACAACGAGCGUUUCCUUCUUCUCUCAGAAUCAUGCAUCCCUCUUUUCAACUUCACCACUCUCUACUCUUACCUCAUCAACUCCACUCAAACACACGUGGACUCCUACGACCUCCCCGUAAGUCGCGUCCGCUACAAGCGCCGCAUGUAUCCACACAUCCACUUGCACCACUGGCGCAAAGGCUCUCAGUGGUUCGAGCUAGACCGAGCCAUGGCCCUUGAGGUCGUUUCAGACACAUUUUACUGGCCCAUCUUCAAGGCACACUCUCGUUGCGCCGACGAGCACUACAUCCCCACGCUAUUAAACUUGAGACCAGGCCUCGGGUGGCGUAACUCGAACCGGACGCUGACGUGGACUGACUGGGGAAAUCGUCGGUCCCACCCGAGAACGUUUGGUGCGUCGCAGGUAGAUGUGGGAUUCUUGAAGUGGCUUAGGAGGAGUGUUGACGAACACAAUGUAGAGAAUAGGACGAAGCUUUGCUUUCUCUUUGCUCGCAAGUUUUCGCCCACUUCUUUGGAUAAGUUGCUCCGUUUUGCAUCUACCGUCAUGCAUUUCUGAUCACUCUUUGCAUCUACCAUAAUUAUAUGUUAAGUUUUUAAU